UCUCUGCCUCCCCCCCCCCCGCGCCUCUCUCCCCCUCUCCCUCUUUUUCUCCCUGUCUCUCUCUCUCUCUCCCACUCCGCGUGUGGGUGUGUAUCCGUGUUCGGUCCCAUUCACGUGAUGGGGGUGGAGGGGAGUGAGUGGACGAGUCCAUUCUGGCAUCCCUUGAAGGGGUGGCUCGUACGCACCUGGCUUUGAGGAGGCGCUCCCAUUUUUUACGGUUGAGGGGGAGAGAAAAGGAAAAUGGCAAAAUGUGAAAAUUAGAGGCUCAAUUUUAAGGAAACACUCUAAGGCAGCGCCAGGACUUUAGUGAGUCUAUCUGCUCAUGGGGCUCCCCUAUUCAAAAACACCAAUUUUGUGGCAUAAAAUCUAAACUACACGUCUUUGUAUUCCAGACAUCACAGGCCAUGCCAGGAGGUUAGAAGAAAGUGUAGAAAGAGAAAAGAAAUUAGAGACGGUGCAAGGCCCAGGGCCAGCCUGGCAAACCUCCCGCAGCAGCUCACCUUGCAGAUCUGUGGCCUCUGCUCCCCUCCCUAAACCCACUGCCAACCAACAACUUCAGCUGGGUGUGUCUGGGCUCUGAAACCUACAUCCACAGCCAAGGACAGCUAAGGUCGAUCCUCCCCCCACCCAAUCUUAAUCUCAGAUCUCGUCUUCCUAGAUCUCCCCGUUCUCGGGGAACAGGACACUAUGGACCCACGGGGACCAGUUCCCCAGUCUUUACAGAGGACUGACAAACCUGGUCGGGUCCGCCGUCGAAAGACCAGGAGGGAACGUAAUAAGGCCCUGGUGGGCAGCCGCCGUCCACUGGCCCAUCAGGAUCCUCUUGUGGCUGGUCGGAAUCCACCCAUGGACCUCCAGGAUCCUGUGGCCUCUGCUGCCCCCAAGCUUGUGGUCAUAACCCAAGGCCGGCUAAGCCGGGAACACCGGGGUCUCUUCAGCCAUGAAGUGAAAUCUCUGGAUGUGGCACGGCUGCUUAGCAGUGGGUCCCUGGAACCUGGCACCCCCACACUACCCACCAAGCUUUCACCAAGCCCAGGCAGGACCCGAGAACCAGCCCCACAGUCAACAGGCAAGGAGAACCAGGUGCCUGGAGACUCGGGCCCAGGCCCACCUAGUCCUUCAGAGCUCCCUGGCUUGGGGCAGCUGCUAGGGGAGUUGCAGUGCCAGCUGAUUCUGCCGCAGGCUUUCCCCAGGAGGAACCUAGUGCAAGAGAACAGGGAUGCCAUCGUGGGUACCUUACAGGCCGGCCAUGGGUGUGUGCCCGACCUUACCCUGGUGCUCCGGGGUGGCCAGCCGCCCUUGUCAGGGAUCAAGCCUGGGAACCCUGAGAGACGAAGGAUCAAUAGCCCUGAGCAGUUCCCAGGGGAAGGAAGGCAGAAGAAGAGACGGGGGACAAAGGAAUUCGCCUUUGCCAAGCCUCACACCUCCAGCACUCCCACUACACACAGAGUGAGCCUGCCACCACUGAAAGGUCCUUGGCCACCCACAUUGCCUUUGUUGUCUUCACCCUCUGCGGUGGCCUGGGGCCCCCCAACAGCCUUUGACCUGCUGAAAAGCAUUUGGCUGGUGGCCACACCACCCCCUCCGAACCCCUGUGGGGUCAGCACACCUCAGCUCCUGCCUCAGCAGCCUUCCCCAUUGUUGCCCCGAAGCUCUGCCCUGGACUGGAGUCCCAGCAUACCUGUCCCACAGCCUAGCCUCUCCUGGGUGGUAGCCCAGAGCAGCCCAGAGGCUUGGUCCUUUCCACCCAUGAGACUGUACUAAAGGGGCUAAUAAUGCUGGGCUAGGGGUAGCAUUC
Artibeus jamaicensis (Jamaican fruit-eating bat) is the source of this 1798-nucleotide messenger RNA. It is a transcript of the gene PRR19, whose product is annotated as proline rich 19. Lineage: Eukaryota; Metazoa; Chordata; Mammalia; Chiroptera; Phyllostomidae. Bases 688 to 1764 code for a protein of 358 amino acids. The record is from RefSeq and is a predicted model, not a curated record. The transcript has 3 exons.